Messenger RNA from Diuraphis noxia (Russian wheat aphid), 453 nucleotides. RefSeq names its product acyl-CoA Delta-9 desaturase. Gene Ontology annotation, cellular component: endoplasmic reticulum membrane. Gene Ontology annotation, biological process: unsaturated fatty acid biosynthetic process. Gene Ontology annotation, molecular function: iron ion binding; stearoyl-CoA 9-desaturase activity. Lineage: Eukaryota; Metazoa; Arthropoda; Insecta; Hemiptera; Aphididae. The record is from RefSeq and is a predicted model, not a curated record.
AUGUAUGAGGGAUGGAAUAAUCGGUUUUUCAUUUUAGUGAAUCACAAACACCCAACAAUUUGGACAUUGAUUACUAAGAUGCGGCAUUUUUAUGCCGCAGAUGAMACCAAAGUCGCACAGCGUCAGCUGGUGAUGCAUUCUAUUCAAACAAAUUUGGUAUUUGUUGUAAACAAAAGUAUGUGGCCGCAAUACCAUUAUACAUUACCGUGGGACUAUCAAUGUGGUGAAUACGGAAAUUAUAAUCACGGGUGCAUCACGUCUCACAUAAGAGUGUGGGCAGCAUUACGAUUUGUGACCGACCUAAGGACAAUAGAUUCUGAUGGAAUAAGAAAAGCUAUGAUUGAGGCGGCCAGCACAGGACAAGAAUUCAACCAAUGUGCGGAAAAAUAUGCGUUUGAUCCAAAUCUUCUUAAAAUAAAAUGUGAAUUAGAUUUAGAAAGGAUACCUUUUUGA